AGUUCCUUUAAUGACUGUAUUCCACUAUAACAAAGAUUUAUUUCCACAUUAUGGGCCGUAUUAUCAAAUAUCCACCACUAAACACACAAAAACAAAGUUGUGUCCAUCAUUUCAUGAUUUUCAUCUUUUGACAAAAUGUCAAAUAUCUCCAACGGUAAUUAAAAUCUUUUCUCUAUUUCUUUCUCAUUCUCUGUCUUCCAUUAUUAUCAUCCACUUGUUGAAGAUUUGCCCAUUAGAAAGAAAGAAGCAUACGAUUCUCUCGUCUCUUUACCAUCUUCUCCUUCGAUCCUCACCAAACAUGGAAGCCCUAAUUCACCACUUCACUCUCCUCUCCGACCAAGCCCUUGUCGACAAAACAUUCGACCCUGCCACGAUCGAAGACCUCAUGCGUCUCUUCGAAGUCGAUUCCUACAAGGCUUGGGCAGCACUCGAAACAGAACAGCAACAAGAGCUCGAAGCAGCUGAAGAAUCCAUCCGCGAAGCCGAAGCAGAACUUGAUCGGGAUAUGGAGUGGGGGAUGGAGGAGUACAGAAGGACGUUGGAGGAGAUGGAGAGGAUGGAGGCGGCGGAGCUUAAGGAGCUUGAAGAGAAGGCGGAGACUGCUCGGAGAACGGGGAAUUUAUUGGAGAAAGCUGCUACCAUCGCGGCGAAAAGGCAUAUUGCGGCGGCGAUGGGAUCAGCUGCGGCGUCGAUGAGAUCAGCUUGGAAGACUGCAUCUGGGAGUAAAGUCCAUCCUUCUUGAUCGUUCGGUGUGGAGUGACUGUGAUGUGAUACAUGAUAAUUGACGUUGAUGAUCAAUGUAUUAGGUGAUGGGUUAUGUCGAUGGUUGCCAUGGUGGACUAUACUUUAUCAAAUAAUAAUUACUAGAUGAUAACCCGCGCAUGAGAAAU
This is a messenger RNA of Eruca vesicaria subsp. sativa (arugula), 890 nucleotides long. The record is from the annotation of a GenBank genome assembly. Lineage: Eukaryota; Viridiplantae; Streptophyta; Magnoliopsida; Brassicales; Brassicaceae.